GCGGCUGCUGCUGCCGUGGCGGCUCUUCGAUUCGAAGGAGAGCCUGGCCGGACAUGGCCCUCGUGUUGUGUUGACAUCUGUCGACUUGGGCACGACGUCGAAUGCUGCCGAGAAGUUAGCACCCUACAGCAAGAUCCUUCUGGGUCCUCCGUGCACGGACGACAAGGCAAUGCUGCGCGGCUCCUGCCCUGGUGGUCUCGCACGGUGGUCCGCUUCCACCGCCAAGGUGAGCGCUGAGCGACAGCUCAAGUGGUUGCACAAUGCGCUUUGGUUGCUUUGUGAGGGGGGUGUGCUGCUGUACUUCAAUCGUGCGCUCGCUCCGGAGGAGGGCGACGGUGUCAUCGAGCGGCUCUUCAAGCGCGUGGAGGGGACUUUCGACCUCCAGGCCGCCUCUGACCAUUGA
Symbiodinium necroappetens is the source of this 403-nucleotide messenger RNA. The record is from the annotation of a GenBank genome assembly. Lineage: Eukaryota; Dinophyceae; Suessiales; Symbiodiniaceae.